This is a messenger RNA of Cryptomeria japonica (Japanese cedar), 1837 nucleotides long. RefSeq names its product probable 1-acyl-sn-glycerol-3-phosphate acyltransferase 4. Gene Ontology annotation, cellular component: endomembrane system. Lineage: Eukaryota; Viridiplantae; Streptophyta; Pinopsida; Cupressales; Cupressaceae. Bases 453 to 1751 code for a protein of 432 amino acids. The record is from RefSeq and is a predicted model, not a curated record. Gene Ontology annotation, molecular function: acyltransferase activity. The transcript has 4 exons.
GUUUGGAUUUGUAAUUUGACUUUGCAGGAGAGAAGUGCAAUAAAAAAUGAUAUAAGAGCGUGGGUUUUUUUUCCCAAGGAAGCUGAAGGCCACAGAUGCGUUGGAUGGAGGACAGGCUUCCCCAGAAUCAACCUCACAAUACAACCAUUCUUUUUUGUUUUUUUUUGUUUGCGUGAUCUACUCAACCAAGCUUGGAAUCAACAAAGAAGAGAGACAAUUAUAUUGGAUCUCACCAUUUCCCCUUCUGUUGUUGUACCAGUUUUUGACGAGUUCGUGGUUGGGAUAAGAAAAUUGGCUCAGCCUGGUUCUGAGAUAUUCUUCAGUCCAAUGACUUUUUUCGGAAUAGUGCGGAGGUGAAGCACAAAUUUACUGUUAUUCAGUAAAGAAGUGCAACUGUGUGGUUUGACAUUCUAUUUUGGCAAGUUAGGUUCCUUACAGUUUUUGUUGAGAUAAUGGACGAGGAAGUACGUUUGGAUGAUAAUGAAAGUAAAUGUCAUGAACAGUUGGAUGGGAUAAUCAGUGCUAACAAUACACAUAAGGAUAUCGUGCAAAAAACAACAAUAAAUGGAACUGUUAAGGCUUCCUUCAAAACUGAGCUGAAUGAUUUGAAUCCUAUAGAAGGAUAUACAGAAACAAGUGGGUUGUUGGGGAAUCAGAAGGUUCAAACACAUAAACCCUUAACAUUUCUAAGAGCAAUAAGAGGUAUUUUGUGUUUAAUGGUUCUUGUUUCCACAGCAUUUAUGACACUGAUUAUCUUUGCCCCUCCUGCAUUUUUGCUACUGCGGCUUUUCAGUGUACACUAUAGUAGAAAGGUGGUUUCCUUCUUGUUUGGCCAUUGGUUAGCCAUGUGGCCUUUCUUGUUCGAGAAGAUAAAUGGGACAAAGGUUGUAUUUGCUGGAGACUCUGUCCCUCCAAGGGAACGUGUUUUGUUGCUUUGCAAUCACCGAACAGAAGUAGAUUGGAUGUACAUAUGGAACCUUGCUUUGCGCAAAGAUCGCUUGGGUUACAUAAAGUAUAUACUCAAAAGCAGUGUACGUAAUGCACCAGUCUUUGGCUGGGGUUUCCAUGUCCUUGAGUUCAUAUUGGUUGAAAGGAAAUGGGAGGUGGAUGAGCCUGUCAUAGAAUCAAUGCUCUCAACAUUCAAGGACCCUCGAGAUCCACUGUGGCUUAUUCUCUUCCCAGAGGGGACUGACUUUACAGAACAAAAAUGCCUUAGGAGUCAACGGAUUGCCAAAGAAAAUAAUUUGCCUAUCCUUAAAAAUGUGCUUCUGCCUAGAACAAAGGGUUUCCAUUCAUGUGUAUCACUUCUCAGAGAUUGUCUGGAUGCAGUGUAUGAUUUGACUAUUACUUACAAACCGCGAUGCCCUCUUUUCAUGGAUAAUGCCUUUGGGAUUGAUCCAGCUGAAGUCCAUAUUCAUGUUCGUCGAAUACCUUUGAGUGAAAUUCCCACCUCAGAGAAUGAAGCAUCUGCCUGGCUUAAUGAAACUUUUCAUUUUAAAGAUCAGCUGCUUUCAAGUUUCCACAAAGAAGGCUCUUUCCCCAACUCUGGCACUGAAGAAGAACUCCCCACAUACAGGUGCUUACUGAAUGUGGCUGUAAUGGUCGGGUUAACUGUUCUUUUUUCAAUUUUAACUUUUUCUUCCAUUAAGUGGAUAGGAGUGUAUGUUGCUUUGAGCUGUGUUUAUCUUGCCGCUGCAACAUACUUUAAUAGCAGGCCAACUCCCAUAUUUGGGUUUCACAAGCAGGUUUAACUGUGGCAAAGACAAAACAUCGUCAAUUGAGCGAUGCCAAGACUACAUUUUUAAAAAAUGAAAAAUUAAAUUAAAUUUUCACUGGA